ACUACCCAUACAAAUAUCCACAGCAACGACAACAUUGUCAACAACAAUUCAACUUUCUCUCCCUGCCAGCUGUUCUAUUCUCAUCAUUGUAUUCGAUAACAAAAACAUCUCGAGCAACAACAACAUCAAAUUUAAAAGCAACAUAUUCCAGCAAUUGUAGCAGCAACAACAACAAAAUGAUUUCUUCUCUACUAUUUUAUCUUGUUAUCAUCAUUUGUUUGCAUGAAAUCAAUUGUUUUCAAAGAUUCGCCGAACAGCCAAAGUAUAGUGAAGUGAAUCCAGGUCAGGACGCUUUAUUAACGUGUAAGGUAAUCGAUAAACGUGGCACAUGUUCAUGGCAAAAGGAUAAUAAGCCUGUUGGUAUUUAUGCCAAGAAAUAUGAAUGGGCAGCACGACCCUCUUCAUCGUCGUCGAAUGGCGGUGGCCUGCAUUUAGAUUUGCAUCCACCACCAAUGCAAAUUGGUGGAGAUUGUUCUUUGUGGAUACGCUCGGCCACAUUGGAUUUUGAUGAUGGCCUGUGGGAAUGUCAGGUGACGGCCAGUGAUUUUACAACACAGGAUGCUUUAACCAGUCAACCAGUACGCUUAGUUGUACGUGUGGCUCCCCAACGUCCCCGUUUGGAAUAUGAAGGUGCCCAUGUACCUCCCGGCCAUAAUAUUACUGUGGACUCGGGCUCUUUGGCCACCGUAAAAUGUGUCUCCCACUAUGGUAAUCCACCUGCCACACUUAAGUGGUUUCUUGGUGACCAAGAAAUUGAACCCAUUCAUCCGCAAACAAAUGCCACCGAACCAGAUAAUCCACGUACUUGGUCGGCCACCUCAGUGGUACAAUUGACAGCAAUGCGUGAGAGACAUGGUGAUAUUUUACGCUGUUUGGCUUAUCAUGAAUCGUAUACGGCUAAAACGGUGCCAGUGGAAGCCAGAUUAGAUGUUAAAUACGCACCAACAAUACGUCUAAUUGGCUCACCGGAAAUCGACUUGGAAGAGGAUAAAGAUGCACUGAUAUUACGCUGUGUGGCGGAUGCCAAUCCACCAGCGAGCAUUGUCUGGCGUCGAGCAGGACGUUCAGAAAUUGCCAGUCUACAGGAAACUCUACAAUUACGCCCAGUUGGCCGACGUGAUGCUGGUCUUUAUACCUGUCAAGCUCAAAACUCUGUAGGCACCUCGGAGCAGCUAUCAGUGCAAUUGGAUGUUAAAUACCCCCCUAAAAUCCUCUCGGCUGGUCCCGAUCGCCUUACCACAGCUCCCUUAUUUAGUCCUGCGGCAUUUGAGUGCGUGGCCGAUGGUAAUCCUAUGCCUUCCUUUAAAUGGGUGCAACGCAUUUCCCAUGGCUCUAAAUAUGUGGAACGUGGCAAUGAGCCUCGUUUAGUGAUUGACAAUGUAACAUACGAUUAUCAGGGUGAAUAUGAAUGCCGGGCCACUAAUUAUAUUAAUGGACAGGAGAGAGUGGCCAUAUCGGAGCCGGUGUCUCUACAAGUAGUUGGCGCCCCUCAAGUCCUACGUUUACAUCCCUCUAUGCAUACGGUUUUGGUGAAAAGAGGAGAUCCAGCUUCCCUUACUUUAGUAGUGUGUGCCGAUCCUCGGCCUCAUCGUGUGGCCUGGGAAUGGGGUUCGCUAAGACUGGAUGCUGGCUCGGCAAUAGACCGUUUUCGUGCCGAUGAUUUACUACAAGAUACACGCGAGGAUUGUUACCUUUCCACAUUACACAUCCAUCAUACCAGUGAACAUGAUGCACGUCCUUAUUAUUUGGUGGUGGAAAAUGAACGUGGCACCGAUCGUCAUGCCAUUCAAUUGAAUGUGGAGGGUACGUUUACAGAACCUCUGGAGAUGAGUUAUUUAUUGGGCAUUGCUGGCGGCUGUUUGGCUGCUUUAUUUAUAUUAAUUUGUCUGUGCAUUUAUGCGAUACGUAUUAAGAAAUGCUGCUUUAAAGGUAGUGGCGGUUAUAAAUCAUCAGAUAAAGACAGUGAAAAGGCCGAUCUAAAAUCACGCUCAGAUAGUACUAGCGGUGGACCGCCCGGUGAUUCUAUCUAUACAACCCCAGCGGGUUUUCACCAUCAACAACAGCAACAGCAGCAACAACAACAGGCUCAGGCACAAGCCACCCAGCAACUGCAUCCACAUCAUCAGCAAUUGGCAGCAGCAGCUGCUGCUGCAGCUGUUGCCAACAAUCAUGGACAUCAUGGAUCACCCGAAGCAAUGAAGGUACGAAUGGCUGCAAUGAUAUUACAGCCACCCACUAGGGUCUAG
Molecule: messenger RNA, 2246 nt
Organism: Calliphora vicina (urban bluebottle blowfly)
Lineage: Eukaryota; Metazoa; Arthropoda; Insecta; Diptera; Calliphoridae
Product: hemicentin-2-like
Exons: 14
Coding region: 177-2246 (689 amino acids)
Biological process (GO): cell-cell adhesion
Cellular component (GO): plasma membrane; cell-cell junction
Molecular function (GO): cell adhesion molecule binding
Source: RefSeq, a predicted model, not a curated record